This is a messenger RNA of Bipolaris zeicola 26-R-13, 954 nucleotides long. Its product is annotated as polysaccharide lyase family 1 protein. The coding region runs from base 1 to 954 and encodes 317 amino acids. The transcript is spliced from 2 exons. NCBI's taxonomy places the organism in Eukaryota, Fungi, Ascomycota, Dothideomycetes, Pleosporales, Pleosporaceae. The record is from RefSeq and is a predicted model, not a curated record. Gene Ontology annotation, molecular function: pectate lyase activity.
AUGCGUUUCUUCGAGGUUGCCACUGUGGCUUUGACAGCUGCUUCCACCGCCUAUGGCGCCCCUAUGGAGAAGCGCGCUGCCGCCGUUGACGAGCUUGUUGGUUUUGGUGCUGGCACCACUGGAGGAGGAAGCGGAGCCGGUACCACUGUCACCAACUGCGCCGGCCUGACUGCUGCCGCCAAGGUCGGAGGUGUCAUCAAGAUCAAGGGUACGCUCACAGGCUGUGGCAUUGUUCGCUUCGACGUCCCCGGCACCUCCAUCCUCGGUGUAGGCAAGGACGCCGGAAUCACCGACGGUGGUUUCCGCUUCUACAAGACUUCAAACAUCAUUGUCCGUAACCUGAAGUUCCACCGUGCACCCGAAGGCAAGGACCUCAUCGACAUUGAGGCCACCACCAAGGUCUGGAUCGAUCACAACGACUUCUCCAGCGUUGGCAUCACCGGCGACAAGGACAAGUACGAUGGCCUCUUGGACGCAAAGUCUGGAUCCGACUUUUUGACUUUCUCAUGGAACAAGUUCCACGACCACUGGAAGGGUUCCCUCGUCGGCCACUCCGACAACAACGGAUCAGUAGACAAGGGCAAGCUGCGCGUGACUUACCACCACAACUCCUUCACGGCAGUCAACUCGCGUCUGCCGUCCAUCCGCUUCGGCACAGGCCACAUCUACAGCUCGUGCUUCAACGGCGGUGUUUCCGGCAUCAACUCGCGCAUGGGCGCCCAAGUGCUCGUCGAGUCCAACUCCUUCACCAACGUUGCCAAGUCAGUCGUUACCAACCUCGACUCUGACGAGGAGGGCUUUGCGACGGAGAAGAACAAUGUUUUCAGCAACAGCCCUACCCAGAUUACCAAGCAGGGCUCUUUCACCCCAAGCUACAAGUACACUGUUGACCCUGCGGCCAGCGUCUGCAGCAUCGUGGCCAAGAGCGCUGGUGUUGGUGUUGUCACCUUCUAA